ACGGUCCGUCUCCAUAUGGAGGAAAACGUGUUCCGAGCUCCAUAAAAGUCUCCAACACAACGCAGACACUUCGGAUCGGACCGUGGCAGCCCUGCACCGCCUCCCUGCAUCUGUGUUUCCUCCGAGCAUGGCAUCUCAGUGGAAGUAGCCUUCCGGAGCUGAGGAUGUCUUUCUACUUCCCCCCAGGUUACAGCCUAACCCCCCUCCAUGCCUGAAGGCACAGUGGCAGUGAAACACUCGGCUCUUUGCAAAGGUUAAGUAUGACUGCAGCAGCAGGUGUGCUGACAGGCUUGGCAAAGCUCAAACGCCAAGACUCCGCCCGCUCCCACAACCGGACCUUAUCUACAGCGGCUGGCGUGGGAAACUCCGGCCCAGAACCUGCUCCAAGAAAGCGAAAACGACGCACCGAUGUUGUGAUAGUGCGCGGUAGGCUGCGCCUCUACUCCGCCUCCGGGUUCUUCCUCUUCCUGGGAUUGGUCAUCUUGGCCGUAGGGAUCGGCAUGGCGACCCUGGGUUACUGGCCGCACAGCGAAAGCACGACCUCGGCCAGAUCGUCGGCUGGAAGAGGAUCUAAGACAGCAACAUCUGGAGGAGCUAAAACAUCUGUAACAGGUGAAGGAAAUGGAGCCGAGAUGGCCGUCACGGACGAGGGCGUGGCUAACUCUAGCACGGGUCAGGAUGUGCAAGGUUCGCCCUCCAGGCAGACGGGCGGCGCUCUGUCACGGUUCCUGGAACAGCAUCUUCACUCUGAGAGGAUGAAGAUGUUCGGGCCCUUCACCAUGGGCAUUGGGAUCUUCAUCUUCAUCUGUGCUAACGCCAUUCUCCAUGAAAACAGAGACCGAGAAACUAAGAUUAUCCACAUGCGAGACAUGUACUCCACCGUCAUUGACAUCCAUCGCCUCAGGCAGAGGGAGCAAAAGCAGCUACAUAACCGCGACAGCACCUAUGCAAGAGAAGUUGGGGAUCUUCGAGCCUUUGGGGCGGAUAACGCAGCGCGGUUGGCCGGCAACUCCCUCCUGGCGUUCUCCUCUCGGGCCGGAGGCGGCGCUGGAGGGGAAGGGUCUGCAGAGGAGGAGGAGGUGCUGUUGGGGGACGAAGAGUUUCGCAGACAUGGAGGUCAGGCUAAACUGGAUUGUAGUUUUGCGGGGCUGCUGGCGCCUCUUUACAAGGAUCACCCCUUCAGGCUGGGUCGCUCCGACUCGGUUCGCCACCAGUGGUCGGUGGACGGAGACGGGGAGAAGGGAGGACACCAUGCACGCUCUAUCGUCUCCUCCUCGAUCUCCGCGUUCACUCUGCCUGUUAUAAAACUCAACAACUGUGUUAUCGACGAACCGGAGAUGGAGGCGAUCACCGAGGAGGAGAGGGGAGGAGAGAGGAGAGGCGGGGAGAGGUCGCAGCCUCUGAGCUCCAUGGAGUCUCUGGUGGUUCCUGUAGCAUCUGUUGCCAAGGCCUCCAAGCCGCCUGGUUUACACCGGAGUAACUCCGCCUCCUCCUCCUCCUCCCACUGCUCCUCCGUCUCCUCCUGCUCCCUCUCCCCUGCUCCCUCCUCUACCUCAGGCUGCUGGCUCUCCCCGGGAGCAGCAAGGAGUGACUUUGGCUCCAACUCCUCCCUGCACAUGCUCGGCAGCCACUCCAAAUCUCUGGACCUGGAGCGCAGGCCGAGCAUGCUCAGCGUGCACCCGGAGCAGAGGAAGCACCCGAGCUGGCCCCGCCUGGACCGUAGCAACAGUAGCCGUAGUAACAUUGGCAACCGGUGCAACAGCAGCAGCAGCAGCAAAGGCUACACGCGGCUGGAGGACAGGGAGGAGCAAGGGGAGCGGCUGUUGGAUGCGUCGGCAUCUGCGAUGGCGAGACGUGAAUACAGCAGGCGGGAGAAGCUGCUGAUGAUAUCGAGGUCGCAUAACAAUCUGAGUUUCGAGCACGACGAGUUUAACAGCAGCACACUGAAGAGGGGCAGCUCGGAGACUCGAUUCUGAAGAGACGCUGGAUUUAAGGUCAAAGACGACGCUGUCCUGUUCUGUAAAUUGCUCUCCAGACUGUGCGAGUGUACAGUUCGUUUUACGUGGAGGAAACGGAUGAGCGAGAAAACUCUAACGUGGUUUCAAAGACACUUUUUGUUAGAGGCAAGUAGUGAGGAGUAGUAAGUUAUGGACCAUGUUGCACAGUGGAGGGUUCAGGCCUCAUGUCAGCACAGAGCUGAAAGCCUACUGUAGGUCCAGAGAUGCUGUAUCUGACCCUGACCUGUGACUUCUGUGGAGGCAGCUACAGGGAUCAAUAAAAAUAAAUCACAUUACAACACGAAUCUACUUGCAGAAGGAUGUUCAGUCUUUUAAAAAAGUGUUUCAAGGUUUCGCUUCCAGCUGCUGCUGUUGAAUUCAAGGACACACUUGAAGCCCUUUGAGCAAGUU
Anoplopoma fimbria (sablefish) is the source of this 2408-nucleotide messenger RNA. RefSeq names its product transmembrane protein 200A (gene tmem200a). The coding region runs from base 261 to 1976 and encodes 571 amino acids. The transcript is spliced from 5 exons. Lineage: Eukaryota; Metazoa; Chordata; Actinopteri; Perciformes; Anoplopomatidae. The record is from RefSeq and is a predicted model, not a curated record.